Xiphophorus hellerii (green swordtail) is the source of this 1171-nucleotide messenger RNA. RefSeq names its product ubiquinol-cytochrome c reductase, Rieske iron-sulfur polypeptide 1 (gene uqcrfs1). The coding region runs from base 16 to 876 and encodes 286 amino acids. The record is from RefSeq and is a predicted model, not a curated record. The transcript has 2 exons. Gene Ontology annotation, molecular function: 2 iron, 2 sulfur cluster binding; quinol-cytochrome-c reductase activity. NCBI's taxonomy places the organism in Eukaryota, Metazoa, Chordata, Actinopteri, Cyprinodontiformes, Poeciliidae. Gene Ontology annotation, cellular component: membrane.
GCUCGCAGAGUGCGCAUGCGCGGCGCACAAGGUCGUCUCAGCAGUAGUGUAAGCAUGAUGUCCCUAGCUGCCCGAUCGGGGGUAUUUUCCCCUUACAUGCAGGCUACAGCAUUUGCUGUGGCGGGGCCCCUGAAGCCUCUGGUCCCGGGGGUUGUUGUAAAGGCAGAGAAAUUUCUGAUGGACCCGAAGAAGCCGUUCCUGUGCCGAGAGACGCUGAGCGGUCAAAGCCCAAAGACAGGCCCUGCUGUAACUGUUAGCAUCAACGGAUGUGCUGGAGUCCGGUUCGCCCACACCGACAUCAAAGUCCCAGACUUCUCUGACUACAGGCGUCAAGAGGUGCUGGACCCCUACAAGUCAUCCCAGGAGAGCAAUGAGUCCCGGAGGACCUUCUCCUACCUGUUCACCGGGGUCACUGCCGUGGUCGGCGUCUAUGCCGCCAAGACCGUGGUGACUCAGUUCGUCUCCUCCAUGAGCGCCUCCGCCGACGUUCUGGCCAUGUCCAAGAUCGAGAUCAAGCUGGGCGACAUCCCUGAAGGGAAGAACAUGACCUUCAAGUGGCGAGGCAAGCCGCUGUUCGUCCGCCACCGCACCGAGAAGGAGAUCGAAGUCGAAGCCGCUGUCAACCUCUCGGAGCUGCGGCACCCGGAGCUCGACAAGGACCGGGUGGUCAAGCCCAAGUGGGUGAUCGUCAUCGGCGUGUGCACACACCUGGGCUGCGUGCCCAUCUCCAACGCUGGAGAAUAUGGAGGUUACUACUGCCCCUGCCACGGCUCGCACUACGACGCCUCCGGCCGCAUCAGGAAAGGCCCCGCCCCUCUCAACCUGGAGGUCCCCUACUACGAGUUUCCAGAUGACGACACGGUGAUUGUGGGAUAAACGUUCCCAGUCAGAGAAAGGCUGAGCUAACCCAACUGGGAGCAACAAGACUUCAGUUCUCCAUGGCAACAUUUGUCUUUAAUUUCAUAACUAUAAAUCAUCUCCAGUUAUGUUAAGAUGUGGAGGCUGAAACUGCUCUGACCUUAGCUCUGGUUAUGCAGCUGGACACUUGGAAGAUGCCAUCCUCUCUGCUUCUUAUUGGUUGAAUAUGAUGUAAAUGUAAAUUAAACCAGACGUUAUCACAUGUCUUGCUCCAUCUCCUGUUGUGCUCAAUAAAGAUUUCUAUUUUAUUUGA